Molecule: messenger RNA, 1872 nt
Organism: Lactuca virosa
Lineage: Eukaryota; Viridiplantae; Streptophyta; Magnoliopsida; Asterales; Asteraceae
Source: the annotation of a GenBank genome assembly
AUGAUCAGUUGGCAUGACUUUUCCACCGUCGUGACCGCAAUGGCGCCGUUAUACGUCACAAUGUUUCUCGCUUACGACAUCGUCAAGUGGUGGAAGAUCUUCACCCCAGACCAGUGCUCUGGCAUCAACCGUUUUGUCGCCAUCUUCGCUGUGCCUUUCCUCUCUUUCCACUUCAUAUCCAUGAACGAUCCUUACACCAUGAACUUUCGUUUCCUCGCGGCCGACACCCUCCAGAAGAUCAUCAUGCUGCUAGUGAUCGGCCUAUGGGCUAAAUUCACCAAAUCCGGCAGCCUUGAAUGGAUGAUCACCAUCUUCUCACUCUCCACCCUCCCCAACACCCUCGUGAUCGGGGUUCCGUUAGUAAGUGCGAUGUAUGGAGAUUUUACAGAAUCACUGAUGGUCCAGGUGCUGGUGCUGCAGUGCAUCAUUUGGUACACUUUACUUCUUGUCCUAUUCGAGUUUCGUGGCGCGAAGAUGUUGAUCAUGGAACAGUUCCCGAAAACCGGAGGCCACAUCGUUUCAGUAAAGGUAGAUACAGACGUAGUUUCUCUUGAUGGCCAAGAUUUGCUUGAAUCGGUGACGGAGAUCGGAGGUGACCGGAAACUUCACAUCAUGGUAAGGAAAUCGAAAGUUUCAAGAAACUUGAUUGGAGUCGGAUCUCUUUCAGGAGCUGAAAUUUACAGUAUAAGCUCACCGGCUAUCCAAACUCCAAAAGGUUCUAAUGUCAACCAACCGGAUUUCUUGUCCAUUACGGGGUUUUCCGGCGGCCGACUAUCUAGUUUUGGCUCGGCUGCGGAUUUGUGUUCCUUUCAGCUGUCGAUGGGUCUAACUUCGAGGCUGUCAAGUUACGAAAAUGACCCCACUCCGGUAUCAUCCAACAUGAGUUCUACGAAGUCUGGAUUGUACCAUGCAACUUGUGACAUGGGUGCAUCUAAGAUUUUUGCGGAAGGUACGAUGCGCAAACACGGAACUUGUCUGAGCGUUACAAACGGCCAACAAAACAAAGUGAGCCAUAACGUCCAGAAGUUUCCUCGGAGUUCUAGUGCGCCGACGGAGCACUCAUAUCGCCCGGAUCAACAUGGAGCUAAGGAAAUCCGGAUGUUGGUCUCCGAUGACAAUAUCAAAGAAACGGAAGAAGUUCGGGGGGAGAUAGGUGGAGAUAAAGAGAGAAUAAAACUGGUUUUGGACUCUGCGGCGGCGGAACACCACCCUAAGACGGUGGCAGUGCCGGAUGAAGGGUCUGCAAAACGGAUGCCGGCGGCGAGUGUGAUGAUCCGUUUGAUAUUGAUGAUGGUUUGGCGGAAAUUGAGUAGAAACCCUGACACGUACGCCAGCAACAUAGGUCUAAUUUGGUCUCUUGUGUCUUUCAGGUGCCAUGUGCAAAUGCCAAAAAUAAUAGGAAAUUCAAUCAGUUUGAUAUCCAAUGCUGGUUUUGGAAUGGCUAUGUUUAGUUUAGGUUUGUUUAUGGCACUUCAACCUAAGAUAAUAGCAUGUGGGAGAUCAAAGGCUGCAUUAGGUAUGGGUGUAAAGUUUCUUAUAGGACCGAUGAAAUCAUUAAAUAAUUGGGCCCCACCUUCGUAUAUCCUUUUUCUUCCUCUUUUCUUUCAUGAACCACCAACCCACCACCCACCCGCAUCAUCGCCGAUGCUCCAAAACCACUACAUCGCCACCGGUGCUCCACCACCACCACAUCACCCUGCUCCGCACCCAAUAAAGACACAAUCUGGCAUUGUCUCCCUCUUUCUCACCCACUCCCAACAGGAAUCCAAAACCGUAGCUAACCAAAGUCGUCGCCGACCUUCCUCUCCUGCCUCCUUCACCCAGAACGUUGGCGAUACCACCUCCGACCUCCUUCACCUAUAUCAUCACUGA